Messenger RNA from Oppia nitens, 2436 nucleotides. Its product is annotated as polycomb protein eed-B-like. Gene Ontology annotation, molecular function: protein binding; nucleosome binding. Gene Ontology annotation, cellular component: ESC/E(Z) complex. Bases 437 to 2383 code for a protein of 648 amino acids. NCBI's taxonomy places the organism in Eukaryota, Metazoa, Arthropoda, Arachnida, Sarcoptiformes, Oppiidae. Gene Ontology annotation, biological process: negative regulation of transcription by RNA polymerase II. The record is from RefSeq and is a predicted model, not a curated record. The transcript is spliced from 4 exons.
CUUGUAUUGUGUUUAUUGUGUGAAAUACACUGUUAUUAUUGUUUUUUGUUGUAAAUAUAAACACAGUUUUCUUGAUUGUUGUCUUUAAACCGUUUUUUUUGUGGAUCAGUUCAAUUGACAACAACAACAACAGUGGUCAUUGUCAUCAAGUGUCACCCAAUUGUGUAUAAACCACAUAUAUAUAUAUACAGAUCACUCAAUGAUAUCCAAGACAAACGCGUGUUGACUAACCCGUGCGCACACACACAACACGCGCGCAACCGACCUGUCGAUGGGAUAAUAAUAAUAAUAAUGAUAUCAUUAGACCACUAGUGGUAAACAGUUUCAUCAGUGUCUUUGUCGAGUAGUUUUUUGUUUGUUUGUAUUGUUGGAUGUAUUGGAUGUAUCAAUCAAUUAAGCCAUUGAUUGAUUGAUUGGUUUAUUAAUUGAUUGUUUGAUGUUUGGCUUCUUCAGGAAUGCUGUAAAUGUCUUUAAAAGCAAUGAUAAUAACAAUAUGAAUUUAAGUGCCAUCAAUAAGAAGAAUAACAACAACAACAACAACAACACCAACAACAGUAAGACUAUGUCUCAGACCAGCGAAGAGACGUCUAUUAACGGCACCGGCGGUGGCGGUGACGACACUAUUGAUGGCUCCAUCGAUGUCGAUGACAACUCAUCGACGAAGACUAGCGGCGGCGGCGGUGGACUUAACAAUGAUUUACUGAACAACAGUCCGGAUAAUGAUAGCAAAUAUUUAUCGGAUGAUAAUAUUGAUGAAGAUAUGGACACUACUGGCGAUAGUCCGACAGCAACGACGACGACGACAGCAACAAUAACAACAACAACACGUGUGACUACACGUAACUCUAGCCGACGGACGACUACGGGUGCCAAUUGUGAGGACAUUAGCGACUUUAACAAUACAAAUGGUCGACCACCGUCAACGGCGGCGGUAAAUAAAAGAAAGAAAAAGUCGGCAAACAGUCAACAAACGGCUAACCAAAUGAACGGUUUGUCGGGUAGUAGUAGUAGUAGUAGUAAUAAUAAUAGUAAACAAAAACCGGACAAAAGUGGUACCAAAAAUAAGAUGCGCUUACAAUACAAGUUUUCCUAUUGGCUUCGGGAGGAUCAUCGGAGUCCUAUAUUCGGUGUCCAAUUUAAUCAACAUAUGCCUGAUGGUCAAAAUUAUUUUGCAACUGUCGGCAGCAAUCGGGUCUCAGUUUACGAAUGUAUGUGCGACGGAAGUAUUAGGUUAGUCCAGUGUUACGCCGACACUGAUACCGACGAAAGCUUAUAUACCUGUGCCUGGAGUUACGAUGAUAUGACCGGCUAUCCGCUGUUGGCAGUGGCCGGCAGUCGCGGUAUUAUCCGAAUAAUUAGUAACGCAUCCCAACAGUGCAUCAAACACUACAUCGGACACGGUAACGCUAUUAACGAUCUCAAAGUACAUCCAACGGAUCCCAAUCUGCUGUUAUCGGUCAGCAAAGACCAUACGCUGCGUUUGUGGAACAUAAAGACCGAUCAGUGUAUAGCCAUUUUUGGCGGCGUCGAAGGUCAUCGGGACGAAGUAUUGUCUGCCGAUUUUCAUUUGCGUGGCCACAAGAUUAUCAGCUGCGGAAUGGAUCAUUCGCUGAAGAUCUGGUCGAUGGACACCGAAGAUAUACAGCAAACAAUUAAGGAAUCGUAUACGUAUAACGGCUCGAAAACUAAUAAACCGUUUGAAACUAUACGUAAUAAUUUUCCAUUGUUUACCACUCGGGAUAUUCAUCGCAAUUAUGUGGACUGUGUCCGCUGGUUCGGUAAUUUUGUAUUAUCUAAGUCGUGCGAAAAUGCUAUUGUUUGCUGGAAACCGGGCAAACUUGAGGACGAACAGGACAUUGGUUUACCGAAAACCUAUUCAAGUGAUUCUUCAACUUCGACACUAAUUCAUAAGUUUGAGUACAAAGAGUGUGAUAUUUGGUUUAUGCGAUUUUCGAUGGACAGCCAACAAAAGAUACUGGCUCUGGGCAACCAAAAUGGUAGAGUUAAUGUGUGGGACGUGGAUGUCGACGAUCCCUUUGUGCCCAGGUGUAUCCAAUUAACUCAUCCAAAGUGCACGACAGCCAUACGCCAGACCUGUCUGAAUAGCGACGGCUCUAUAUUGUUAUGCGUUUGCGAUGAUAGUACUGUCUGGCGCUGGGAUAUUAGCGGCACUGGCGGCCAGUCAUCCACAUCAUCAUCAUCAUCAACAACAACAACUAGUACUACUACUGCUACUACUACCAUGACCACCAACUGUACAACCACUAGUAGUACAUCCACACCCACCAUCCCCACUACCAGCAGCAGCAGCAGCACGGGUACUAUCAUCACGGGUAAUGCCAGCAUAGCUGAACAGUUGACUUUUGACGAGCCAUCAUCGUAACGCAUACCUAAACCGUAACCAUUCAUAAGUUUCAUGUAUAUGUAUAAAAAGGA